Molecule: messenger RNA, 822 nt
Organism: Eremothecium cymbalariae DBVPG#7215
Lineage: Eukaryota; Fungi; Ascomycota; Saccharomycetes; Saccharomycetales; Saccharomycetaceae
Exons: 2
Coding region: 1-822 (273 amino acids)
Source: RefSeq, a predicted model, not a curated record
AUGUCUAGUUCGCAUAAUCAGAAUACUACAUUUCAAGAACGUAGGAAUAAACUAUCUAUUUGGGUCAAAAAAUUUAUCCAACCGAACAGAGAACACAAGUCGUCGUCUUCAUUAAAUCAGAGAAGCCAGAAACCACAACGGCGUCAAUUGCUGUCUGUGGAUCAGGAGCCGAUACUGUCCAUAGACCCAGAUAUAAAUGAUAAUGAUACACAAAACUCGAUAUUCACAGUAAGCGCACGAGAUGUUUUCAGCACCAGUAACUCUACGGCAGCGUCCUUAGAAGUACACCCUCUGUGUUCUACUACGAAGCAGAGUCAUCGCGGUCAUCGUCAUAAUAAUCAUCAUCAAAACCAACUCACCAAUAAUUAUUUUACCCAUCGCAAUCCACAACACCAACAGCAACAGGAUAGUGCAGCUACCAGCAGCACACAUCAUCAUCAACACCACCACCACCUACCACAGGUAUCUAGAAUUGAUUUUGAGAACCCAAAUGAUAAUGCAAGCACUGUCCCAUUGGUAUCUGUCUGCUCGUCUUCUAUAAAAUCAAGUACUUUCUCAGAUGCUCACUCUCUGCAAUCUACCAGGGCCACCGUCUUUUCUAAUAAAACAUUUGACACAAACUCCAGCACCAUAGGUAUCCCACCGGCAAGUAUUGUAGAUAGAGGAAGAUAUACGGUUGCCGCUCCUAGUGUCUUAAGUAUGGCCACUUCUCAAACAACCCAACCGCCGCCGCAGCAGCAGGGAAGAUCCUCGUAUCACAGAACUAAUAGCGUUCACACCUCAGUCAGCGUGACAAGUGUCGCUACCAUCCUCGAUUCCUAA